Hordeum vulgare subsp. vulgare (domesticated barley) is the source of this 2593-nucleotide messenger RNA. RefSeq names its product AUGMIN subunit 6. Bases 133 to 2274 code for a protein of 713 amino acids. The record is from RefSeq and is a predicted model, not a curated record. NCBI's taxonomy places the organism in Eukaryota, Viridiplantae, Streptophyta, Magnoliopsida, Poales, Poaceae. Gene Ontology annotation, biological process: spindle assembly. Gene Ontology annotation, cellular component: mitotic spindle microtubule; HAUS complex. The transcript is spliced from 13 exons. Gene Ontology annotation, molecular function: microtubule binding.
GCGGCUGAUUCUACGUACCAUUUUUGUUUGUCUCUCAUCUCCACCUCCGCCUCGCGAGAUCUUCAACUCCAAUGGCGCCCGCCUCCUUCUAAACCUAGCCCCAGCCCAGCCACCCAGUAGAAACCGGCGACCAUGUCGACCGAUAGGGAGAAGGAGCGGGAGGCGGAGCUGGAGGGCGCCAUGUACACCAACUGCCUCCUCCUCGGUCUCGAUCCAGUCGUCUUCGGCUCCCCCGCGGGCGCGGCCUCUCCUCGCGUCGGCCUCUUCCGCCACUCCAACCCUCGCCUCGGCGAACAGCUCCUCUACUUCCUCCUAUCCUCACUCCGCGGCCCCGCGCAGUCCGCCAAGGACUUCGACAAAGUGUGGCCGAUCUUUGAUUCCGCGCAGUCCAGGGAGUUUCGCAAGAUCGUACAAUGUAUCAUCAGCGAGCUGGAGCAGCAGGGAGCGCUGCCACGGAGCAACUCCAGGGUUUCGUCUCUCGCCACCUGCUGCGGGCCGAGAUUUGUUGAGCUUUUGUGGCAACUCUCUGUACAUGCCUUGAGGGAAGUCCAUAGGAGAACAUUUGCGGCUGAUGUAGCAUCAAAUCCACUGCCGGCAGCACUCACAGACGUUUCUUAUCUUCAUGCAGCUGCAUUACUUCCUGUAACGAAGGCAAGGAUUGCUCUUGAGAGGCGUAGAUUUCUGAAAAAUGCAAACAUUGCUGUUCAAAGGCAGACAACCUGGUCAAAUUUAGCCCAUGAAAUGACAGCUGAAUUCCGAAGUCUAUGUGCUGAAGAGGCAUAUCUGCAACAGGAGUUAGAGAAGCUCCAAGAUACGAGGAACAAAGCCAAGCUAGAGGGGGAACUGUGGGACGAACGUAUCUCAAGCUCAUCCGGACAGAAUUCACAUUUUGUAUCUAAGGCAACACGUUUGUGGGAAUCGAUAUUGGCUCGCAAAGGCCAGCAUGAGGUUUUAGCUUCCGGGCCAAUUGAAGAUCUUAUAGCGCACCGUGAGCAUAGGUACCGUAUAUCUGGAUCGCAAUUGCUAGCAGCAAUGGAUACGAGUUCAAGCGUUCCACCUUCCGAAUUACUAUCAGCUCGAGCUGGUGAAACGUCUCAAAUUUUGGACAAACAGGAGCAGAUUUCUUUAUUCCAGGGAAAGGAAGAAGCUCUUCCAAGAUUAGAUGAUAGGAAUGGGCGUGUCCAACAAACUGUUGACGUAGCUGAAAUUCUUCGACGUUGGACUCAUGCUUUGCAGCGUAUUCAUAAACAAUCUCUUCAUUUGGCCAAAGCAAAUGAUGGGGAGGGGCCCGAAUUACUCCGCAGUGCGUUUGACAGCGAAACUAGUAGCCAUGCCGACUCAUUAACUGCAACAUUGGCCGAACAUCGCCAGCAUUUAGUCAGUAUACAGGGCCUAAUUAAUCAACUCAAGGAAGCUAUUCCAGCAAUGCAGCAGUCAAUAACAGAACUUUCUGAAGAAGUGAAUAGUGUACCUAGUAAUUCGAUGGGUCAAACAAAUUCCAGACAAUUGUUGUCUGUCCAAAAUACCGUGCUUGGAAGACCAGAAGAAAGCAGCGGCGGAGUUUCAGAGAUGACUUCCAAGCUCUGUUCAACACAGAUCAGCAAGGCUGGGAGUAGUCCUGCUCUAAAGCUACCUCCUUUAUUUAGUCUGACUCCAAGUUCUUCUGGAAAAGGAACACAGAUACAAAGGCGGAAUGCCCUAGCACACCAUCCUAGCCAAGAAAUUAUGCCUGAAGAGAAAGCAGUUGUCCACCCCUCAACCAAAGAUCAAGCAAAUGGUUCAUUGCAUGAAAAUGAUGGUUAUUUUGCUCAUGACAUCAGGCGUUCUGUUCGUGAAGCUGCUCUAUCAAAGCCAUUGAGCAACAUGGAGAGUCCACAGGACAAGAGUUGCGACGAUGGUUCAGAGCACUUCUUCAUUCCCCUAUCGUCAAGUGCUGCAAGGAAGGAUGUGGGUACCGUGUCAAACCGAAGAAAACAAAAGAUAGGUCCGUCGUCACAGUCGAAGUUACCCAAGAGCACAAGCGAUCUUUACUUCAAUCCUGACAGCCCAAUGCAUACGACCCCAGCUGUGUCAAGUAAACUGAAUGGCCAUGACGAUCCAAGCAGCGCUGAAAACUUUUUUUAUCCAGUCAGUGGUCAGUCGUUUAUGACAGAUGAUGCUCUUGAUCAAGUAUUCUCCCCGCCACUUCUGCUGGAGUCUUCCUUGUUCCAUGACGCAUACGAGGACUUGCUUGCACCAUUAUCAGAAACUGAUGCAGCUUUGAUGGAACAUUAGGCUUCAGGUGUACACCAUGUAAUACUUUAACGGCUGCCUGAAGCUUCAGUGCUUAACUGCAGCCAGAGGUUCUGAUGGCUGUGCGGAGGGCACAUACGGGGUGAAUUCUUUUGCUGGUUGAGUUGCAUGCCAGUUGCCACCAGCUUGUGAGAGGGAUGCUUGUGCAUCCGAGGUUGGAUCUGGGGAGAAGGGCGGCAAGGGGUAGAUGUAUGGGAUAGUAGGAUGUACCGAUUGCCAGUAAAAACUUGUCGAUCUUAUGUAUUUAAGUACACAUGAUCUGUAUUUGUUUUGUACGUAGUAAUUUUAUCGGCUUAUUUAA